Messenger RNA from Synchiropus splendidus (mandarinfish), 1291 nucleotides. It is a transcript of the gene xtbd1, whose product is annotated as CDKN2A interacting protein N-terminal like. The record is from RefSeq and is a predicted model, not a curated record. NCBI's taxonomy places the organism in Eukaryota, Metazoa, Chordata, Actinopteri, Syngnathiformes, Callionymidae. The transcript has 3 exons. Bases 39 to 365 code for a protein of 108 amino acids.
UCUUCGCACAUGCGCAUUUUCAGUUCCCAGCAGAAAACAUGUCUGCCCUCGACAUCAACGAUUUUAUCCAACAGAACAGAGCUCUGGCCGAGCAAGUAGAGACGUAUCGAGGCUAUUGGGAGAGCGACAAACACUGGCGGCCGAGGAGGGAUUUUAUUCUGCGAAACAUUAACGACUAUCCGUCACAAGCUAUGGACCAGCUCCUCUCCUUGUCCAUGGUGUGGGCCAACAACGUUUUCCUCGGCUGUCGUUACAGCGCACAGUUGCUGGACAAAGUGAAAGAAAUGGCUGAAGGCGUUGAAGUUGAAGAUGCGCCAGUUUUCAAGACGAGGGACGAGAUCAUGAAGCAGCAGAAGGCUCGAUGAUCGAGGCGGCUUAAAAACAUUUUUUUAGACAGCUUUUACAGAACAUAUUGCUCAUUUUUAAAGGGACACAUUACUGCUGUGGAGCUGGAUGUACCAUUUAGCUUCAUCAUUCUUUUACUCAUUGUUUUUGAUACUGUUUCAUAGAAUUAAAUCAACUCAAAGAUGAUGGUGUCUGUAUGUGUCCAGGAAAAAUGUUUAUAUACAACUUGUUUCAUCCAUUGCAUGUUAUUUUAAGAGAGACAAACGAUGGUUACGUCAAGAAAAAAAAGUUGUAUUGGUUAUUUUGGAGCAAGAUAGAUGGCGCUCUCUGCUAAAAAAUAUCACCGUUGGCUUGUUUUUAACUCAUGGCAGUAGGAUGAGGGUUGAAAUUCCAUCAGAUUAUUAAUUCUUUAAAUGCAACUGAGACAUUUCUGGAAAUUUCACUGCAAAUGAAAGAGUAUUUUAUAUCUCAUGGUCAUACAGUAUUGAGAAGAUGCUGUUGUGGGACCAUUAACUUGGAAUAUACAACUUCAUUUUUAACACCAGAAGUUCAAAACACAAAUUAGUGACAGACGAAGGACAAAAGAAAAUCUCAAAGUCUGAAAAAUGUGUUUUAUUAUGUUUAUACAGCAUUUUGUUAUAACUAUACACUUUUUUUUAAUUCACAAAAUUUCUUAUCCCUUCUGCUUUUUCGGGGUGAAGUAAAUCACUUGCCACAAUGUACAUGGUUACCAUUUCAGUGGAGAGCAUCUGACUGAUAUUCAUCCAGGCGUCACGCGGACAUGGAAUAAACAAAAAGCAGAUAUUGAAAAUAAAAAAAGAGACGGCUGAUAUGAGGAUUUCAAUCGACUGUGUUCCUAUGGAAACUGCCGUCACCUCCAGAUGGGCUUCAGCUCGGACUGCAGCUUUCCUCUGCGUGUCAGCUGCCAGAGAUCUUGAGAGGAAAA